AUGGAUGUUCCAGCAAAUGAGCCGCAUGAUUAUCUAUUUAAAUUAUUAUGUAUAGGUGAAGCAAAUGUUGGUAAAACAACAUUUCUUCAUCAAUAUAUUCAUGAUAAUUUUGCAAAUUUUCGAUCAACCGUUGGUCUUGAUGUAUUUGAAAAAUGUAUAACUACUCCUGAUAAUCAAAAUAUUCUCUUACAAUUAUGGGAUACUGCUGGACAAGAACGUUAUCGUAGUUUAACAAAAUCAUUAUUUCGUGAUAGUAUGGGAUUUUUACUUUUAUUUGAUGUUACAAAUGAAUCAUCAUUUUUGACAAUACAAGAUUGGCUUACAUAUGUUGAUACAUAUACUGGAGUUGAUGAUAAUCUUCGACCACCUAUUUUACUUAUUGGUAAUAAAAUUGAUUUAGUUACAAAUCGAGUCAUUGAUACAAUGCGUGCUCAACAAUUAGCUAAUGAACUUCAAAUAACAUAUAUUGAAACAAGUGCAGUGACAGGUACAAAUGUACAAGAAACAUUACGUUUAUUAGUUAAAAAUGUUUUUGAUUUUAUGGAACAAUCAAUGAAAAAAUAUUAUCCUAAAUCACCAGCGAUCACAUUGACAGCAGAUGAAGAAAAACAUAAAAGACGAACGUCAGUUCAAUUAAUCAAUAAAUUAUCCGGAAAAAAACAUUCAUGUUCAUGUACAUAG
Molecule: messenger RNA, 681 nt
Organism: Adineta steineri
Lineage: Eukaryota; Metazoa; Rotifera; Eurotatoria; Adinetida; Adinetidae
Source: the annotation of a GenBank genome assembly